Molecule: messenger RNA, 2373 nt
Organism: Nerophis lumbriciformis (worm pipefish)
Lineage: Eukaryota; Metazoa; Chordata; Actinopteri; Syngnathiformes; Syngnathidae
Source: RefSeq, a predicted model, not a curated record
AUGUCGGCACCGAAGCGCCAGGACACCAGGAAGCUCUUUGAGAACUUGUCCGGUGCUGGGAAGUCCAUCGCGGUGCUCACCAGCGGCGGAGAUGCCCAAGGGAUGAAUGCCGCGGUCCGAGCUGUGGUCCGGAUGGGGAUUUACGUGGGAGCCAAAGUCUACUUCAUACACGAGGGCUACCAAGGCAUGGUGGACGGUGGCGAAAACAUCAAGGAGGCCUCGUGGGAAAGCGUUUCCAGCAUGUUACAAGUGGGCGGCACGGUCAUCGGCAGCGCUCGCUGCAAAGCCUUUCGCGGCCGUGAGGGUCGCCUGCAGGCGGCGCUCAACUUGGUUCAAAAGAACAUCACCAACCUCUGCGUCAUUGGAGGAGACGGCAGUCUGACUGGAGCCAAUCUUUUCCGGGAGGAGUGGAGCGGCCUCCUGGACGAGCUCCUGCGCAAGGGUGCCAUUAGCGAGGAGGCGGCGCAAAGCAACUCGGUGCUUCACAUCGUGGGCAUGGUGGGCUCCAUAGACAACGACUUCUGCGGGACCGACAUGACCAUCGGGACCGACUCGGCGCUGCACCGCAUCAUCGAGGUGGUGGACGCCAUCAUGACCACGGCUCAGAGCCACCAGAGGACGUUUGUGCUGGAGGUCAUGGGUCGCCACUGCGGAUAUUUGGCGCUCGUCAGCGCUCUGGCAUGCGGAGCCGACUGGGUCUUUUUCCCUGAAAUGCCUCCCGAAGACGGUUGGGAGGACAACAUGUGCCAGAAGCUGUCUGAGAACCGCGCUGACAAGAAGCGACUCAACAUCAUCAUCGUGGCCGAAGGCGCCAUCGAUCGCCACAACAAGCACAUCACGCCCGACUACAUCAAAGACCUGGUAGUGCGCAACCUGGGCUUCGACACCAGGGUGACCAUCCUGGGCCACGUGCAGCGAGGCGGAACCCCGUCCGCCUUCGAUAGGAUCCUGGCCAGCCGAAUGGGCGUGGAGGCGGUGCUGGCCUUGCUGGAGGCCUCGGCUGGUACGCCCGCCUGUGUGGUGUCACUGGUGGGCAACCAGGCUGUCCGAUUGCCCCUCAUGGAGUGCGUGCAAAUGACGCAGGAAGUGCAGAAGGCUAUGGAUGAGAAGAAGUUUGAAGAUGCGGUCAAACUGCGUGGACGGAGUUUUGAGAACAAUCUGACCACAUACCAAAUUCUCUGCAACCGCAAGGCCGACUCGGAGCUUCCACACAGCUCCUUCAACGUGGCGGUGUUGAACGUCGGGGCGCCCGCCGCCGGGAUGAACGCCGCCGUGCGCUCCGCCGUCCGGGUGGGAAUCACUGAAGGCCACAAAAUGUUUGCAGUGAGCGACGGAUUCGAGGGAUUCUAUAAGGGUCAGAUCAAGGAGAUCAAGUGGGGCGACGUCGGAGGCUGGACGGGUCAAGGCGGCUCACUACUUGGCACAAAAAGAACGCUUCCCGGUAAACAUUUGGACAAGAUCGCCGAGCAGAUGAGGAUCCACAACAUCAACGCGCUGCUCGUCAUAGGCGGAUUUGAGGCCUACAUGGGAUUACUGGAACUUUCGUCAGCCCGGGACAAAUACGCGGAACUGUGCGUGCCCAUGGUGAUGGUCCCCGCCACGGUGUCCAACAAUAUACCGGGCUCGGACCUCAGCAUCGGUUCCGACACGGCGCUCAACGCCAUCACGGACACUUGCGACCGCAUCAAGCAGUCGGCGAGCGGCACCAAGCGGAGGGUUUUUAUCAUCGAGACCAUGGGGGGCUACUGCGGAUACCUGGCCACUGUGGGCGGGCUGGCGGCGGGGGCGGACACCGUCUACAUCUACGAGGAACCCUUCGACAUCCGAGACCUGCAGGGUAAUGUGGAACAUCUGACGGAAAAGAUGAAGACCACCAUCCAGAGAGGUCUGGUGCUCAGGAACGAGAACUGCAAUGUGAACUUCACGACUGAUUUCAUCUACCAGCUUUACACGGAAGAGGGUCGAGGGGUGUUUGACUGUAGGAAGAACAUCCUUGGACACAUGCAGCAGGGUGGCGCUCCAUCUCCCUUCGACAGAAACUUUGGCACUAAGGUGGCGGCUAAAGCCGUACAGUGGAUCACAAAGACGUUGCAGGAGUCUUACAAAGGAGGCCGAGUGUUCGCCAACUCUGAGGACAGCGCCUGUCUGCUCGGCAUGAGACGCCGAGCCAUGGUCUUCCAACCUGUGGCGCAGCUGAAACAAGAGACCGACUUCGAGCACCGAAUCCCUAAGGAGCAAUGGUGGUUAAAGCUACGCCCCCUGAUGAAAAUCCUGGCCAAGUACAAGACCAGCUAUGACGUUUCCGACUCUGGCCAGCUGGAGCACGUCGGCCGCUUCCGUGCAAAGGAGGGAGAUGCCACGGCCGCCAUCUGA